This is a messenger RNA of Fusarium mangiferae, 1071 nucleotides long. RefSeq lists its product as uncharacterized. The coding region runs from base 1 to 1071 and encodes 356 amino acids. The record is from RefSeq and is a predicted model, not a curated record. The transcript has a single exon. NCBI's taxonomy places the organism in Eukaryota, Fungi, Ascomycota, Sordariomycetes, Hypocreales, Nectriaceae.
AUGGCAGAAACACAACAGGCGGCCUCGAGCCCGCAAACUCUGGCUUCAGAAACUUCACAUGAAAUCCAACUGCGUUACGAAAUUUCCGCCUCGACCUUUAAGAUCCUUCGCCAGAUCAAAAGCAAGCCAGAUGCUCGUGACAUCUUGAGGAAUGCAUGCUCUGCCACCGAGUUCAAGUCGUUCCCAAUGAAAAAGGAGGAGACAGCCUUCUUCAGAGCAAUCAACGACAACACCGGCAUCCCCUAUCAAGUCAAGGAAUUCAUCUCCCAACCGUGGCACAAAGUAUACCUCUUGGUUCAGAUUGAUCUGCUCAAGACUGGUUGGCCCAACAAACUAUCGGGGUCUUCGCGAAAAGAGCUCUCAAAAGAACUCGCCCGCAUGUACAAACUCCUCGACCAUGUACUGAGGUGCCUCGUCGACAUCCUUGGGGAACGAGGCGAUGGAAAGGGAGUCUACGUUGCUCUUGAAGUGCUGAGGUGUGUCAAAGCUGGAGUUUGGGAGGGAAGCGACAGUCAACUCCUCCAAAUCGAGGGCAUCGGCCAAGCGAAAAAGGCCAAGCUCGUCAAGGCCAACAUCAAAAACAUAAAGCAGUUGUCUACGGUUGAAUUCUACAACAUUGAACGCAUUCUUAGUCGAAACCCUCCUUUCGGUCAGACUAUUCUUCAUAAAGUUGCCGGAUUUCCUCGUCUCACACUCGACUUUGAGAUGAUCGGUCCUUACAUUCCCGACGCGAAUGCCAACUCGAAGCAAACUGCUCCGCACGAAGACAACCGGUCUGCAACAGACACGACAAAACCCAGUCAACCUCUUUGGAUUGCUCGAGCUGUUCUCGGAUUCGACAAUGAGAAGUUACCUCACUGGAGGGGCCGCACACCCUGGCUCACAUUACUUGUCCAAGGUGAUGACGGACGACUUGUUUGGUUCUGGCGAGGAAGUGCUAAAAAGCUGGUUGACAAGAAAGAGAUCAUUAUCGGUUUGGGCGCCAAGCGUGACGAAAAACUGCAGGUUUCCUUUGCAUGCGAAGAGAUUGUUGGUACUUUGGUCAAAAAAGAUAUUCGAGUGUCAGUGUGA